Protopterus annectens (West African lungfish) is the source of this 10392-nucleotide messenger RNA. RefSeq names its product FAD dependent oxidoreductase domain containing 2 (gene FOXRED2). The record is from RefSeq and is a predicted model, not a curated record. The transcript is spliced from 9 exons. Gene Ontology annotation, molecular function: flavin adenine dinucleotide binding; monooxygenase activity. The coding region runs from base 215 to 2446 and encodes 743 amino acids. Lineage: Eukaryota; Metazoa; Chordata; Ceratodontiformes; Protopteridae.
UGGUUGUAGGUAGAAAUGUAUCAUGGGAACAGUAGUGUUACAAUUUCUGACCGCUAACUUUUGCAUUUUCUGCUGGAAUACUUAAUAUCAAGGCAAAGGCGGGAUGCUGUUUUUUUAACAAUGGCAGCAUGGAAUGUAAUUCAAUUUCACGAGUGGUAUACUUAAAGUUGAAGGAUACAGUUGAUUCCCUUAUUUGAUUAACCAGCCUUGGUUUAUGCAGCCUAAGGUCCGAUCCCAGCGACAAUGGAUAAGAGGGAAUCUACUUUAUAGUUCUGUAUUUCAUGUAGGUACCAUCUUUGAAUUCACCAUGAAUGCUUGCUUUUCCUGGAGCCCCUGUAUUCUCAUCAGAGCAAGUCAAGACCAUCUCAGCAUUGAGAUCAACAUGUCUAUUUAUGCAACAGGGUACCGCUGCAUUUUAAGUUUGCUCUGCAUCAUAGUGUCCUUGUGCCAAGGACUACUGCCUGAUUCUUUUCUGCAUCAUGACUAUUGUAUCAUUGGUGCAGGGCCUGCAGGACUACAGAUGGCCUACUUCCUUCACCACUCCCAGAGAGACUAUCUCGUCUUAGAACGCAACAAUAUUUCAGGAAGCUUUUUUCUUCAUUACCCUCGUCAUCGUAAGCUAAUAAGUAUCAACAAGCGAUACACAGGCAAAGUGAACAGAGAGUUUAAUCUACGGCAUGACUGGAACUCUUUGCUGAGUCAUGACGAAAGGCUUCUCUAUCGUCACUACUCCAGGGAUUUCUUCCCACAUGCUGAUACCAUGGUGCACUACCUAAAUAACUAUUCAAGAAUUCUUGAUUUGAAGGUACAGUACAAUACUGAUGUAACACAUGUUCAGCUGGAGAAAGAUCCCCAGGCUUGGAAUGGGCACUACUUUUUCCUUACUGACCAAAGAGAAAAAUAUUACCGAUGCAGUGUGCUGAUUGUAGCUACAGGAAUCUGGAUACCCAAUACUGUUAAUUUUCCAGGCUCAGAAUAUGUGGAAGGCUAUGAAUCGGUCUCUAUAGAUCCAUAUGAUUUUGCUGGACAGACAGUGCUAAUUCUUGGAAGGGGAAAUGCAGCAUUUGAAACUGCCUAUAACAUAAUGGGCUCCACCAAUUUUAUCCACAUGGUUAGUCGGUCAAGGGUGCGGCUGUCCUGGUCAACUCAUUAUGUUGGAGAUGUGAGAGCAGUGAAUGAUGGCCUUCUAGAUAACUACCAGUUAAAAUCACUGGAUGGACUCUUUGAGGGAGAAAUAGAAGACAUGGCUGUAGUUCGGGAUAAGGCAGGAAAGCUACACUUAACAUUUCAGCAGUUCUUACAGAAACACAACAUCUCUCUGAAUGGCACUGAUGACAUUCCUUUCCCACAAGAUGAUACUGAUAAUUUUGCUGUCCGUGAGCCAUAUGACCGUAUUAUUAGAUGCCUUGGUUGGAAGUUUGACUUCAGCAUAUUUGGAAAUGGCACCAGACCUCUAUCUGCUAAAGGACUCAGGAAUAAGUACCCCCAGAUUAAAAUGAAUUAUGAAUCAGUUACAACUCCAGGAAUGUUUGUGAUUGGAACAGCUAGCCACUCUAUUGACUUUAGAAAAUCUACCGGAGGUUUCAUCCAUGGAUUUAGAUACUCAACUCGUGCUGUACAUCGUCUGCUAGAGUAUAGGUACCAUGGCAUCCACUGGCCAUCCGUAGUUUUCCCUGUCUCUCAGCUGACAGCUGCUGUUGUUCGGCGCAUCAAUGAAGCUUCAGGCCCUUAUCAAAUGUUUGGUGUUCUGGCUGAUGUUGUUCUGCUUAGAAGGAACUCCACUGAAUUUGAGUAUUUAGAAGAAUAUCCAGUUGGAAUUCUCCCAGAUUUGAAGAAAUAUACCGGCAGAGAGGUGGAUAAUGGUCUUUUUGUUAUUACAAUGGAAUAUGGAAAGAAUUUCUCAGGCCCUGGAAAGGAUGUUUUCCACUAUAACCGAUCUGUAGGAGAGCCUUGGCAUGCAUGGCUUUCAAACUUCUUGCAUCCAGUAGUGUAUUAUUAUAAAGAGCUGCCAACAGAACAAGAUAUGAAGUACCGGCCAAAGAACUGGCCCCUCCCUCGACCAGACGCUAUUCACCAUGUUGUGGAAGAUUUCCUUAUAGACUGGUCCACAUUAAACUCCCAUAUCCUACCUCUGAGACGCUUCUUGGAAAACUGUUUGGAAACAGACCUUCGAAAUUUUUUUGCAGAAACUUGCUUUCAGUUUGCCUUGAGCCGUCUCAAGCUGCCACCUUACUGCCAGCAGAGGUAUUUGAAGAAACAGGGACUGAUGGGUAAUGAGGUACUCACACAGCAUGCAGUGGAGGCUGGGCUUAUGGAAAAUUAUUCAACAAAAGACCUUACUAAAGAUAAAGCAAGCAGCACGUCACAACAUUUGCUCAAGGACUCUGGUAUCCAUAUAGAAGGAAGUCUGUUUAAUGACCGCACCACCAGUAAAGAUGAACUGUAACCUCUUAACUUUCAGAAUAGAUAUGAGCAUUUUCUCUUUAGUCAGCGUAUGCUCUUAUACAGCAUAGGAGUGACUUUUUGCUGUUAACCCUUGGCAGAUAUCAGGGAUUGUCUGUUUCUGAAAUACAAAGUAUUACAUGGACAGUUUAUGAAAUUUGGAAAAGGAAAAAAAAUGUUAGCAGAGAAUAAGCUGGGAAAUGUUAAACCAUCAACUUGUAUCAUAUUAAUUUUAGCCUGUCUUGUUGCAUACUACGAGAUGGCCAGUGGUAUGUAAACACAGAAGAUUUGCCAAAAUAUCACAGAACAUGAUAGGUUUACUCUUAAGUCCCUUGUAAGACAAUGCUUCAGAAUUAGUUUCCUGUGCAUCUGUUGCUUGGGUGUCUUAUUCCCAAGUAUUUGUUUCAUUUAACUGCUUCUAGUUUUAGUCCCUGGAGUCAGAUCACACUGACAGGGACAAAUGUGAAAAGUAAAAACAACGUGCUUUAUGUGGACCAGGAAAAUGCUUUAAAGUCAUUUUUUCUCUUUUGUCAAUUCAUUGUAAUCUCAGAGUUAGUUUAUGUAAGGUAAACAAGUGUGAGGAUCCAGAGGGCUUGCUUACCUACCAGCAAAAACAGAUUUUUAUGGUGAGCUUUAUGUACAUUGUGUUUCUCUUGGUUUGGAUACAUGCAUGUUACCCAAAAGCACUUUAGUUUUGAUGAGUCAUCAGAGAAGUUGUUAGGUAACUGUUGACCAAAGCCUAGAAAUAUACAGAUUGUAAACAUGUAAAACCUCAUUUGCAUGUCUCUGUGACCUGUAAAAAGACACAGAAAGUCAGAAUAUCAUUUAAACAUAUGGAAAUAAUUCUGAUUUGUUUUAAUUUUUAUGAAGCAUCAAGUAUGCGUCUCUUCUAGAUUUGUAUGGAUAAAUGCUGGUGAAGAAAGCAGUUGCAGUAUCAAUAACCUCAUUAUUAAAGGACUGUGUAUACACCUCAAUAGUUUAUGACCUUUAAGAGGGGUCUGCUUAUGACAAAGUUGUUACUGCUUCUUUUGCAGAUGGUGUUUUUAACAACCUUUAUCACAUAUAGAACAGGAGGAAGAGAGAGAAAGAUUUUUUUUAAAGAACAGUGUGCACCUUACAGGAUGUCUGAGAUUUUAAAUUCCUUGAAUCAGUUUUUGAAACGCUAACAGCAUCAAACAAACUAGUAGACCACAUCAGUCACCCCAUUAUUUUAUAAUGUAAAACACUGUCAUAUUUUUGUUUCAUGUAGAUAAUUUAAAAGAUUGUUCAUUUGUAUUUGAAAAUGAAAAGAGAAAGAAAUGCCUGGCCUCCCUUGUGCUCACUCUGAUCUCUUUCAGCUAUCAAGGGAGUGAUAUGAUGCCUUUUGUCUGCUGACAGCCAAGAAAAUAAUACAUUCAUUGAUUGAAGAGGAUGGUGGUGCUAGAUGUCCUCUUUUGAUAGCUCUUUUGAAUAGUUUGCUCUGGGAUUGAGUGGUGAAUCUCCCAAACUCGAGCAUUAGGCUUGUUGAUGUACUCUCACAUAAUAGGCACAUGAAUCCUUGGAAAAUGUACACUGUCUGGAGAGACUUGCUUUGUCCUUUCUUCCACCUGGGUAUUUGCCUCACCAACAGGAAUCAGGUCUAAUGGUCUUGCAUUUAACCCCAUAAUGUUGGAUCUGUAAUUGUUCUUCACCUGCUGGGAUAAGACUAAGCAGGUAUUGCAGUGCAACUUCUUAUUGCAGAGCUUAGGCCAUUUACACAAAAAGUCACCUUCUGAACACACGAGGGAGUGGUUAGAAGAAAGUAAGCAUCACACUUUGGGUUCACACAGUAUCAGCACAUUAAACAAAGAUAAUUCGUUGAAAUGCCAAAAAAUCAGAAACCCCUUCAGAAACGCAACAGGAUGUUACUGUGUAGAAUUGUGUCCAAGCAGUGAUUUAAUAAUAGACAAUCUCCUGGAAUUAACCGAGUUGGUUCAGUUAAUAAUUCAUUUGGUCACAAAGUUCAUAGGAUCAUAAUAAAUGCAAGGCAGUGGGAAACACCCAUGUCAGCAGUUUUGAUAUAUGAAAAGUUAUUCAUACCAAUAUCCAACCUUUUCAGUAUUGAAACCAAUGCCAGACCCAUUUAGUAAUCAAGCAUUUAAAUACAAAAUCCACUAGGGCCUUGAUAAUUUCAUUAUGAGGGCCACUAUCAAAGGCUGUAGAGAAGUCUAUCACAUCUACAGAAAACCUACAGCCAAGGUCAAUCUUUCAUCAUUGUAAAAACUAUUCAGUUUCAUAAAACAGGAACACUCUUCUACAGAAAACCUAUAGCCAAGGCCAAUAUUUCAUUAUUGUGAAAGCUACUCAAGUUUAUCAAACAGGAGCACCCUGAAACAAAGCCAUGUUGGUAUAUAUCCAUACAUGUGGAUGAUUCAGAUAAUAACUUUCAUUAAUUUUCAUAAGAAUACUGAUCAGACUAAUUGGUCUGUAAUGAUCGACAGUAGAACAUAAACUACCCCUCUGUAUAGGAGUGACAACAGCUUUCUUCUAUUCGCUAAGAACAAAACCAAAUUUUAAUGAAUUUUGAAACAGAUCUGUUAGACAUAGAAUCAAGAGAAUCACUAAUGUUUGUUAGGAAGAAGCUGCAGAAAAGAUUACUUUUUUUACUGACUGCUGUAGCAAACAUGUACCCGGAAGUAAUGGGGCACUAUUCUGAACCAUUUAAUUUUACUCUCAGCAUCUUACAAUCAGUGGACAUGUAAAAAACAAUAUCUGCCAAGUUAGCAAGCAGCCCUGAUAUCUUAUGAUAGUACUAUCUGUUAUAACACUGUUAUUAGUAGCUUCACUUUUCUCAUAUAUUUUCAUGGAUUUAAAUAUUGCCAUCUUAUUAGAUCUAGUGUUUACUGCAAGCUUAUGUGUUCAUAGUCACACUUUGGUCUUCUCACUGUACUUCAGUAACUUCUGAACGUCAUUAUAGAUGGAUUUAGUUUUGGCACUUGGAACUGCAUAUGGAGCCUUUCUCCCUGGGCCUCCGCUGAAAAUUGGCUUUGUUCCAAGUCGGACUUUCCCGGUUAACAAAUGUUAAAUAAAUAAAAUAAAAAUAAAUAAAUAAAUUAAGCCACAACCUUUUUUUUUUUUUCUUUUCUCUUAUUUUAGUCAGAAAUAACAGAUUUCCACCACGGUGGUCACAUGUACUUGUUCCUGAUUUAGUAUUCCCAUGGGAAAAUAUUUCUUGAUAAGAUCAUUUAUAAAUUCACCUUACCAAUCAUUAUCACCAUCUCCCAAUCCCUAGUCCUAAUUUCACAAUUCAUGGUUGAACAAUCAAAACUGUUGAAUUUCCUACAAGAUGCCUGUUUAAAAUAGACCCUUUAGCCAUGAGUAUCUUAAGUUCACAAGUAGUGUGGUAAUGGUUAGAUAACCCCAAUUCAAAACCAUCUACUCACUUGUUAACAUGAAAUGUGCUAUUUACCCAAAUUACAUGUCAAGUACUAUCCAAACUAGUUGGGCUAGUUAUCACCAGGGUACAGUUAUGCAGCAAACUUUUUUCAGUAAUAUUUAUCAGCUUGGAGUUUGAUAAUGGAAACCCCAGUUCACUCCUGGGGCAUUGAUAUCACUGGCUGUAAUAUUUAUAUCCAUUACUGAAACAAAGCAGAAGCCAUUUAUCCACCAUCAUGUCCCUGAAUAUUCUUAAGCUUGGAGACCUCUAGAAAAGGGCACUUUUCCGGUUACACUUCCAAUCAAAAACCCUGACCUCGACAAGUUCACAAAAAGUCAUAAGAUUCACUGGUGUCCAAGCCAAUAUUCUGAACCAAAUUUAGUUAACACAUAAACAGAUAAAACCACCUGCCCUCUUAUCCACUCUUAUGUACAUGCCCCUUGAGGCCUGGAAUAAGAAGUGAUUUGAUUUUAUCACUAAACCAUGUUUCAGCAAUCAUUAAGAUAUACCUUUCUCUAGCAAUUUUAGCUUCUAGGUUUUUUAGCUUGUCAUUUGGGUUUCUAGAAUAAGACAGUAAACAUUUUAACCUGCUAUAGAUUACACUGUGCCCUUUGAUAAUGUUUCUGUCUCUUAAAAAAGUGUUUCAUAAACCCAGUGAGCUUAGGACUGAACACUGUGUUAGCCUGGUGGCUUAAAUGAAUAUUGUCCCUAGUAAAUAGUUUAAUUUUGUCAGCUUCUGCAGUCAUGUAAUGGUUUUCAGUGCAUUCUUCACACAAUCACUUAUAAUAAUGUUAGUGAUUUGCCUAGCAAUGCAACACAGCCUCCCACUGAAAUGUGGGGCAAGAAGUAUGUCACACAAGACUGCAACACCACCAGGUGCUUUACUCAAGGAUAUGAAAUUCUUAACUGGGUCGUGAAACGUUUCAGUCUCAGUAUGACCAGCAUCUUUAUUUCCAACAGCUGUUACCACAAUGUUGUACUUUUUGUUGUUGACAAGUUUAGAUAAAGCACUGUUUACAUCUUCUAUUGUACAUCCUUCUAAACAUGAGAUGGUAAUGCACUCCCUGUUACUACUGGGGGUAAUAAAUGUCCAGUAGCAUAGAGUUGCCUGUUACAGAAUCUGACCCUCUCUGCAGGGGUAAGAGCCAUAAGGCAUUUGUCAACCAUAAUUAUCUCUACUUGCGUGGGCAUGCAGACCCUGGUUUGAUAAAGAAGCUUCACUAUCCAGUGCCCUUCUACAUUUUUUCUUUCUAGCUCAUUCCCAUGGCACCAUCUAAGGACUCAGUAUUGCUCCUUUGCCUCUUUUCUUUGGAGAUAGAACCAUUACUAGUGAUAGUUUUAUCGAUGACAUUGUCCAUUUCAGUAUUUGCAGCAUCCAUAUCUGUACCCUCAUCUUGUAUUGCAGUCCAUAUAGUUACUAUACCCUGUCAGAACAGCAUCCUCACACAUGCUAAAUUCAUCAGUCUGGCAGCUAUUUACACAUUUAGUAUAAAGGGGUGUUUAUAUUUCUUUAUGUUUAUGAAUGACACAAGGGAAGAAAUGUUCCCUCUGCCUGUCAUUAUUGUUAAUAUUGUCCACUACCUUAAGUGCUAAAUACUUGUUACUUGUUGAUUUAUGAACAUUCCAGUCCAGGGUAUUUUUCCAGUACAUUUUUCAAUUUACCCCCAAAUCAGGAAGCCCCUACCUCAAUAUGUCAUUGUGGUAGAACUCAUCAAUUUGUUCCAUAGUAACCAACUCAACUGAAGUAUGUGAAUCAGUAGCAUUUUCUGCACAACCUGCAAUAGCUCUCACUUCCAUUAAUGAACACUAAUAAAAAAACAAAUGUAACCACAGUGUAAAAUAUAACUAAAAAAAGUCCAAAACAUGCACUGUGAAGCUGUAGGAAACACUUUCAAUCAGCCAAAUUCUUCAGUCCAAGCUGUUUUUAUUCAAAGCAUUUUAUAAAAAUUUUAUGCAAAGCACUCAAUCUGUGUUUUUGUAUGUUGGAAGAAUAAAAACAGCUUGGACUGAAGAGUUUGGCUGACUGAAAGUUCUUACUGCUUCACAGUGUAUAUUAAUGAACACUACUUAACGCACUUAACAUGCAAAGAUGUUCACAGUGGCUCUGCCAAGGCUUGUUUAGUACUGUUUAUUAAGCAUUCUGGCAUGCUGUAAAGCCUCAUGGAGGAAGUAUUUUUGUCUUUGAUAGCAUAUUUUUACUACAUGAUCUUUAGUGAUGAUUGUGGGGGGGGGGGGGUUGUGGCCUUCAGUGAUGUGUGCUUUGAAUAGUAGUUUCCAGGGUGAAGUUGUCACUGAAUUUAUUAGCUAAUAUGUUUGCAAUGUGUCAGAGUAGGUGGUACCAUUUUGAAUAAGUUCUGAGCAAUGUUGGGUGUUAUUUCAUAGUUUUCUUAAGUAACUAAAGAAGGUUUUGUAGUUGUCCUUAACAUCAAAUGUUAACCUUGGUUCAUGGGUUGCCGUAGUAUUCCUAAGAUAUAUAUCUGUAGUGAAGAAGAAGAGAGAGAUCUUUUAAGUUUUUGGUGAAUGUUUUUGUUAUGUUAACCAUGGUUUGAGAGUUGUUGGAUCUGCUGUAUUCAUUAAGGAAUUAUUUUCUUGUUUUGUUAAGUGUACGUUGCUUGACUACCAAGGUGGUUUUAUUUUAAACUUCCCAUUAUAUUUAGAUCUGGUCGGUAUUGUCAGUUCUAUAAAUGCAUAUAAAUGGGCACAUAACUGUUUUAUGUAGCUUCCUGUGGAGGCAGUUAUGCUGGAAUUAGUGAGUCUGUAGUUUUUGAUCCAACUUAAGUGGGGAGGGAGAUACCAGAGCAGUAGUACACAAAGAAGCUAUUAUCAUAAGAACUGGGUGAAGAAUAUUAUGCCACGUAGUGGGAUUGGUAACCUGUUGCAGGAAUCUUUUCUUUAUGAAAUCUAAGAACUAUUGGGCAUAUCCUAUGUUGUCAAGCCAGAAGGAGUAUUCAAAAAUUGGAAAGAAAAGGAGAAGAGAAGAAAUAGUUAUACACUCUUAACAUAUUUUGAGUUAGAGGAUAAAAAGGCAACAGGUGAUAACAUAUAUUUACCACUACCAAAUAAUUUCAUUCAAAAAGUAAGUGUUGCAAUUGACACUAAAAACAACUAGAAAAUGAAGAUGGUGAAGUUCUUAUACUGGAAGACUCUAUAGUCAAGAGAUUAUCAACAAAUUUGGUUAGCCUAGAUAAAAAAGGGUGACUUACCAUGAUUAACGUUUAUUGACAUUUUUGCUUUAUUGCCUAUUUUACAAAUAAAUGCAGGAGUUAAUUACUAGUUCUUUUAACUCAUUUGAAGAAAGCCUUUGUGCCAAUAUUAGAUUUUUGUAAAACAAACAUAAAAAGUAGGAAUUAGUGCAAUAUUACCAUCACCUUGAUCAUCAGCUUGCUGUUUAGAUAUUUUUUCAACAAUUGCCUCACAACUAGGAAGGAUGGCGUUUUCUCAUUUAAUGGAUUAUGUUUAAGUCCUUUCAGUACAUUUUUUGCUGGUGAUAAACUUUCCAGUGUUGUUAAAAAAAUAGGAUGCAUGCUAAAGUCCCAGCUUUCCACAUUAAAACACUGGACUUAAUAAUAUUAUAACUGUAUUUUUGCAAUGCCAGAAGUACAGUUAUAAAAUGUGAUGAUCUCAUGUCUGCAAGGCAUAUGUAUACCUGCCAGAUUGCUGUACUUACUGAAUGUUGGAACCCAUGUUGGCCAUUAUUUAAGUGUUACAACAAAUUUGAAUGUCUAAGAAAGAAAACCAUUAGUGAGGCAUAUUGAUAAUGCUCUCAUCCUUAAAUGCAAUAUUUUUAUGGUUAGUGUUGGUUGUGAAUUAUUAGGUGUGUUAUUUGAAGUAAUAUUACACAAGAUGUUUCAAAUCCAAUUGCAUGUAAUAGAAGUCCAACAUUAUGUUGUGACCAGCACAAACAUUUCUGGCACACACUAGAUAAGAAUUUACAUAAUGGUCUUUAAUUCUUCUUAGUGAUUAUCCAUAUAUUAACUGGGAAAGUGAGUGUUCUCCAACAUUCUGUGAGCAAUAAUUCAUUGACAUAGUCAGCUUAAGGGGUAAGGCUCAAAUGGUACCUAAUCCUACUAAACAAAAUCACAUUUUGUCUUUCAUUCCUACAAACUGUUACAAUAUAAUUUGUUGAAGAAUGUCUAGGAACAUCUGACCACAAUACCAUCUUAUUCAGUGUUAACUUGGUGCUUACUUUUAAGAAGUCCACAAAGAUUUAGUAACACAGCAUUAACAAUUUCUAAAAGGGUCUGAAGUAAACUCCUUGGAUUAACAGUUAUGUGUAGGAUUAAAAGUUCUGUAUUGGGGACACAUUUCUAACUAAAUGUCCUUUUUUUUGAAGGGACUGUAAAAUCUGAAUGUGUCAAUUCAUAUAAUAAACUACUGUUAAAUUAUAUUAGAUUAUAUAAAAAGAGAGAGAGACUCCAUGAAAUUUGUACAAAAUUCCCAACAAGUGAUAAGGAAAAAUAAGUAAGAGAGCAAAGAAAGUUAAAGGAACAAAAGUAGCAGUAAAUGCUAUGUAUAAGAAUUCCUUUGCCAUGAGCUUGGGCAACAAAAAUGGCAAC